UCUCCAGUUAGUGUCGGAUGAGCCGGCUUGCCAGCCGGUUGUCGUGGUCCUUGUAUACAUCUACCUCGAUAAUAAAACGUGUGUGUUGGCUUUUGAUAAGUGAUGUGACAUGUGCGAUCACGGCGAUAAAAUAUCAGUGUUGUAGCCGUCAAAAAAAAUUUUUUAUAUCUUCUCUACAAUCUUUUUUUACUCCAUUAUUUUUUUCUACCUUUAUUAUUAUUAUUUCUUCUUUAUCUUCUUUAUCUUAUUCUUCUUUGUUAGUUGGCCAUUUAAAAGAGUAUCCCCGAUACGAGUAGAAACACUACACAGCAAGUAUUGCGAAAGGUCGAUUUGACGAGGGUUGUAUUGUAUCGUAUAAUUUAAAAUUCAAAAUAAAAUAAAAUAAAAUAAAAAUGGUCGACGGGUACGAUUCUAUGGAGCCCGGAGAAAAUGCAGAGGGCCAUCCCGAUUCAAAUUCACAAACGAACGAUCAUUCAUUCUGUGAAGAUGAUUUGGAACGUGCCAAGGACUCAAAUUCUCAACAAACACCUACAACUACCAUUAGCACGAUCGCACUACAGAGUGGCGACACACGGCUUGUUAUUGCUCUUCUUCAAAGUGGAGAAUGGUUAAGAUUAAAAGUGCUGGAAGUUUAUCCGGAAUUAACGAGACUCGGUACAACGGUAGAUGAAGCAAAAAGACUGUCAGCUGCACAUGACGAGGUACUUGUACGUCUUCAAAGUAAGCAAAGUCCAGUUGAAGAAUUACUUAGACAAGCGGAUCAACUAAUCUCGACUCAAAGACCUCGCGCAGAAGUAUAUGCUGCUAUGGCUGAUACUCUGGGUCAAGCUUGGAGAGACGUUAAUUCUCUUCUUGAGCUUCAAAAGCAGAUAUUAGAUCAUAAUGUUCUUUUCAAAUGUCGGGCUGAAGAAUUUAAAGUAAAUGCCAAAGCACUUGAAAAAGCUUGUACUGAUACGUUGCUUCCCAUUGAGAUAGAAGUAGUUAAAAAAUUCCUCACUAGAAUUCACGAUUUAAGGAAAGCGAUGCUUAGUUCGCUGAUGGGUGCUCUGCAAGAAGGUCGAACUCUGUUAGAUUGUCUCAGGGAAAUAGCCAACGAGGGUACACUAGAUUCACGACCAGAUAGAAUAAAAGCCGACGCUAAUAACGCUGUUCUUCAAGUUGAGAAGUGGUUGGAAGAAUUACAUGACCAAAGAACCCGCAUCGAGCUGUCUUUUACUAAUAGAAAGACUCAAUUAGAGCAGUGUCUAGCCUUAGCACUUCUUGCCACUGAUUUACGGGACCUGGAAGAAAUAAUAAACGAUCGGAUGGCAGCCCUACGUGCCAGCAGUGACCAACUGGGCGAUUCUUCAUCAAGUGCCGGACUUUUGUUGUUUGAAUUGAAAAAAUUACAGCUUGACGCUAAAGAACUGCAAGAACGUUCUUUGAAAAUAACUAAAUCAACAGAGAGAUUGGUAUCAGCAAAACACUUCGCAGGUGAACAGGCCACGGCACAGGCUUACGUGAUCCUCGAGACCGCGACGGAAUAUGUUAAUGAGUUAGAUCAGUAUGAAGGUUUACUGAAUCGAGCGAUAGCUUUCUUUGAAUCUGCACGAUCAGCAUUUACAAAAUUAGAUCAGCUAGAGAUUCAAUUAGCAACGACCGAACAUCCUCCACACUCCCCACAACUUGCUCGUUUUCACGCCCAAACUUCAGCAACGCUCACGGAAGUAACUUCUAGUCCGCUUGCAGAGGGUUAUUCUCUGCUCGAUGUCACGGGAAGAGGAGCGCCCGGUGCAGAGGGUGUUAAGCGAACCGUCGAAGAGUUGGAAAACCGGAAGAUACGUCUCCUUGAACGUUGCACCGCGCAUAAGGAAGAAAAUGUCAGGAUCACAAAGGGCCUGGCGAUCUUCUUUGAAAAAUACGAAGAGUUGCGAUCGUGGCUCAAUGGCAUUGCCGAUGCGUUUUUACGCGGGCAUCAGGACAUGGGAAGUGAUCUGCCGAUGGCUAAAGACUUUUAUAAAAUGCACUGUCAAUUGCUGGAGGACUUGGGUAAACGGGGAGACGAAAUUGAUGAAGCAUUGUCGGUUUUGUCGGGUACAAUUAUGGAAAUCACUGACGAAAGACAACGAGUUGCGCAGAAGAAACAUGUUGAAGAUCGUGUCGAUGCCUUGAGAGACUCCUGGUUGGAUUGCAGGCAUACUGUCGAAGCGAGACUUCAUCUUAGUGCUCUUUAUGUUGACUUUCAUGAAGCAGCAGCUGCUUUGGGUAAAGAACUUGAUGAAGUUGAGAACGAAUUUAAGAAAAAUUCCGAUAAUGUCGAGGAAGGGAAAAUUGAUAAUUUAGAAAAACGGUGGAAUGAAUUGCGACCUCUGUACAUGAGACUGACUAGCUGCGGAUCAGUAUUUUUAACAGAAGCUGAUCGGUGCACUGAUGCGUACUUGGACAUCCUGCGUGCACGACUGUGCGUAGAAACGACCUUGGAACGCUUCGCUAACAGGCAACUAACCGUGACUGAAUCAUGGGAGAACUGGCAGACUUCGGUUGUUACAACAAGGGAGCGAAAAAUUGAACAAGAAAGACGAUUUGAAGAAACCACUAAAACACUAGCAUGGGCAUCUAAGUUUGGCGAACAGCUGUAUCCCAUCAUAACGUCUGAGUCUAUUAAACCAUCGGUUAUUCUUCAGGAUCUUGAAAGCACGCAGCUGGGUAUUCUUCCAGAACUUAAGAGGGCUGUUACUGAGUUAGACGCGAGGAUCAAGAGCGUUGAAAGUUUCACGAAUGGAGAUGACAACGUGAGCGAACGAAUAAAAGAAAAAUUAUCAAAAGUUUACGAGCAUCUUCGAACGACCGCGACUGAUUAUCAAAAUUUGUUAGAAUCACUGAUCUCUAUUUUCGAUGAUCUUGUCCAGAUUGAAAAUAAAACAGAAGAAGUAAAUGAAAUUCGUCAUGAUUUAGAGAAAUCAACGUCAGGAUUUUUAACAGAAUCAGGUCGAAAUGAUAUACGAAUAAAAGCAGAAACAAUAAAUAAAAUACGUGACUCGAUAACGGAAGUACUUAAAAAUGUUGAACCGGCAAUUGAUCAAGUGAUAUCGAGAAUUAAAACUCAAGAGCCUGCAGAAGCUGCCGUGCAAGAAACAGAAAAAUUAAACAACGUUUUUAAUUUAAUUUCUGCGAGCUGGGAAACCGUUUGUACGGAUACUAAAUUAAAAUUCGACAAACGUUUGCUUUUUUGUAAUUUUGCUGAUGACUUGGAUCGUAUUGACGCGGAUCUUAUGCAUUUAAGUGAACAAUUAGCCGGUAGUGCUGAGUCAGGACAUCGUUUUACUGGUGACUCUUUGCCAGCGGCUGAGGCUGCUUCUUCGGCUUUUUCACAAUUCGAAAAAACAGUCACGAUUUUAGAGGAAAGAAUAAAAGCAUUUAUAAAAUCAACCGAAAAUAAUGUUGAAUUAACAACACCAGAAUCAGCACCGGUGAUAAAUCGUGAGCUUUUUAAACUUCAAGAGCGAUGGGAUCAAUUAAAACGAUUGUCCGAAGCCACAAGAGAACGAAUUAAUUCAAGUAUUGAGUACUUCAGGCUUCUUGAGGAGGCUAAAAAUUGGUAUCGAGACGGAAAUAAGCUGAUGAUUGUAAUAGCAAGAAAAUCAUCAUCAGCAAAGACCCCAGAAGAGGUACUGGAAUGCCUGACAGCGAUUGAUGGAUACUUGAAACCCGGCGAGGAACUUCAGGAGAAACGUAUUGAGAAAAUUCGUGAUUUAUCAACAAGAAUCUUUGGUACUGAUCGGCUACCGCAGUUCAACGAAGUCGUUGUAGAAAAUCGCGAGACCCUAGACUCGUUUGCAGUGAUAACAUCUGAAUUACGUACAUUAGCACAAAACUUGAAAAACUCAGCGGAUAUUUUCGAAGAGAAACAACGUGAGAAAAAACGCGAAGAGGAGGAAUUGAGGAAAUUAAAUGUUGCUAGGGCAGAAGCACAGGCUGCUUACGAAGCAGAAAUCGAACGAAAAAAACUUGAAACCAUUAUGGAGGAUAAAAAGAAACAAGAACAUGCGUUAAAAAGUUCUGUAUCUGCACAAACCGAGGAAGAGCUAAAGGUAGUCGAAGAAACGGUAACCUCAGCAGUUACCACUAAAGAAAUAAUUAUUCUGCAAAAGACAGAAGUAGAGGAAGAUUUACCGGUUCUCAUGCCGCCGAUUCCAUCAGUUUACAAUCAAGUGAAAGAAUCCACUACAAAUAUUAAAAAAACUCAAGUUGAAGAACUUGUUUUACCUGAUCCACCUAGAUUUAUAGUGCCGCUGAAUGACUCGACCAUUGAGGAAGGCAACCGAUUUAUCUUUGAAUGUAAAUUAGAGCACGGAAAACCAAAGCCCGAAAUUAUCUGGUACAAAGACGGUAUCUCGAUCCUCAAUAAUCCGGAUUACUUGACGAGUUAUAAUGAAGAAACUGGUCAGUGUAUUUUAAAUAUCGAGGAAACAUUCGCUGAGGAUUCUGCGAGAUUUAUUUGCAAAGCUUUUAAUACCGCUGGAGUCGCUGAAACUGGAGCUACGCUUACGAUAAAAGAGACCGCACCAGAGCAACAACUAAGUCCUCCUACCUUUGUGAAAGAGCUGCUGCCAUCAGUUGCCACUAAAGGCUCUCCUCAUUUCUUGUCGUGUACAGUGACCGGUAAUCCUCUUCCGACAGUCCAGUGGUUCAAAGAUAACACCAACAUUGAAGACUCUUCUCCCGAUUACGCGAUAACGUACAAUAACGGCGAGGCUGUAUUGAAGUUCACCGAAGUAUUACCGGAUGAUCGCGGUGUCUAUACAUGCAAAGCGAAAAAUAAACUAGGACAGGCGUCUACUUCAGCAAACUUACAAGUACAGGCAGCCGAAAUAGAUGAAAAGAAAACAGUGGAAGUGAUUCAGUCAAAUGGAAUAUCCAGUUUAACUCCAGAACCCAGUGAAGAAAGUAAAGAAAUAAUUUCCAAGGUCAGUUUUAUAAAGGAGCACAAAAUAAUUCAAGAGUCACGAAUAAUAAAAAUUGAAAGUCACACUGAAGAGAUGGGAGGGAGUGCCAGUCACAUUAUACCUGAUGCUUCUGCUCAGGAAAUAACAACCUCCGUUAAUCAGGAAGAAAUUGUUGUUCCUGUUAAGGUUGAAACCGGUGUAGUUAAGAGUCCGGAGAUGCCAGAGCUCUUUAAAGUGCCCGAGCUUAUUAAACCCAGUGUACAAUUACCGCUUAAAGAUGUACAAGUAUUUGAAGGUAAUACUGUGAGACUAGACUGCGUGAUUAUCGGUCAGCCUGAACCUGAAGUAAUUUGGUAUCACGACGAUCAACCGGUUAAAGAAUCCGCUGAUUUCCAAUUGCUAUUUCAAGGUGACAGAUGCUCUCUAAUUAUUCAUGAAGCUUUUCUUGAUGACGCUGGUAAAUAUAAAGUAGUUGCUAUUAACAGUCAAGGUGAAAUUUCAAGCCACUGCGUUUUAUCAGUUAUACCAUCUUCGGAAGCUGCCAAAAAGUCCACAGUUGGUACUGCGCCCCAGUUCGUUAAAUUAAUAGCCGACGUUUUGGUAUCUGAAGGUGAAGAUGCGAUUUUCGAGUGUCAAGUAACCGGAGAACCUAAACCAGAUUUGAGAUGGUACUUCAACAAUGAAGAGAUAGUAUUUGUUCAUGAAAGAAUAACAAUGACACACGAUGAGACGGGUAAUUGUACUCUGAAAAUAUCAUCGACUACGGCUGAAGAUAAAGGAAACUAUGUAGCCAAAGCGAUAAAUCUUAUUGGUGAAGCCAAAGCAAUAGCCCGACUAGUAGUUAAACCAGCGAGCAAUGAAUCAUUCAAACGGGAAGAAUUGAUUCCGAUGGAAGAAAAAUUUGUCGCUCCGUCAUUUGAAGAAGUUUUUGAAGACAAACGUGUUGUCUUGCCGGGAGUUUCUACUAAAUUUGAAUGUAUUGUUCAUGGGAAGCCGACUCCAAAGAUCCAAUGGAUGUUCAACGAGAAACCUGUGCACGGAAAAAGUUUUUUAGUGUCUGUAAGUGGUGACAGACAAGUUCUAACGAUACCGGAAACAAGUCAAGAACACGUGGGCUUUAUCUCAUGUGUUGCUGAGAAUACUGCGGGCAAAGCGACAUGUACUACGCAACUCGACGUUAAAGGAGCUGAAGAGACACAAUUUACAACGGCCAAGGGGGUGGAGGACGUAAAAGAUAAUUUGUUACCUCUUGGGGACGAAAUGCAGGCUACGAGCAGUACCGAAAAACACUUCAUCACCGAAAGAAGUACAUUACCCAGUGACCAAGUGGAUGAGAGCAGUCUCACCAAAAUGUCAUCCUCUUUCUCUCAGUCGUCAACGACUAAAUCCUGUUGUACUAAAGAAUUUAAAUCCUCAACGACAUCGUCUAGUGUAAUUACUGAGCCGCAGUUUAAACCAGCACCGGGUAAUGUUGUUACAAAAUCUCAUGUUGAAAGCAGAGAGUACAGUUCUCAGCAGAAUGGAGGCCCGCCAGUUGUCCAGAGUCACAAAGUCGAAGAAUACGAGCAAAUUGUUCAAGAUACCCCAGGUCAACUGCGACAAGAAAAAACCAAAAUAGUAACAGAGGGUAAUGUUUCGCUGAAGAUGCAAAAGCCGAUGAGGAAAAAUGUCGCUCCCAGAUUUGUAUCACCGUUGACGGGAAUGAUUGUCGAUCAGGGGCAUGACGUUGUCCUUGAAGGAGUGAUUGAUGGUUUUCCAACGCCAACAAUCACUUGGAUGAAAAACGGCCAGGAUAUAAAAGAAGGAAUAAGGAUAACGUUUGAGCACAAUCAUGUGCGACUUGAAUUGAAAAAUGUAAAUGUUAGAGAUGCUGGUAGAUAUACUUGUACGGCUGUUAAUGAUAUUGGAAAUGCCAGCAGUACAGCAGAUUUAGUUGUUAAAAAAACAAUUUUCCCGCCGGUCUUCGGAAAACGUCUUCAAGCACAAGUAGUAAAAAAAGGCGACCGCGUAUUAAUGGAAGUUGAGAUAACAGGAACACCAGAGCCAACAGUCACGUGGUACAAAGAUGACGAGCCUCUGAUUGAUGUUGAUGGACAACUGAAACAAAUUGGAAAUUGUUAUUUAUUAAUUAUUGAUGCAGCUGAAAAACGUCAUGCUGGCAAGUAUAUGGUUCAUGCAGUAAACGCUGGUGGUGAGGGACAAAGUAUAGCUGAUUUUGCAGUCUUUGAGCCAACUCCAGAUACUAUGGUAGAAGUUCAUAAAACAAUUGUCUAUGAAAAUGUUGCUGACAAAAAUUUAAAGUUGGAAGAAAAGAAGAGCGAACUACCAUCAGCAGCAUUAACAGCCGAGCAUAUAGCGACCACUACAAUACAGCCAAGUUCAACAUUGAAAACAUUGAACCCGAGCUCUGGGUCAACUCCGUCCUCGAAGAUACGUAAAAUAGAACUGAUAGGACAGAAAAAUGGUCAGCAUACUGAAGAAGUAAUUGAGAAAGCAACGCGAUCUGAAAUGAUAUCAUCGACGAUAGAAUCUCACCAAAGUGAGACAAAGUCUGAGCAAAAGUUCCACAUGAAGCUUCAACAUCAAGCUCCGGAUUUGUUUGGUACUGACACUCCUGCUGCUCCUACUGUGACGACUACAACCACGAAAAUCAGUACUAAGGAAACUCAGAAAGGUGGAGAGCCUGUUUCAACUCGCACUACAGAGUUCAUGGAGUCAAAGACAACUGAAAAGGAUCUCGCUGAAGAGAAUGAGAAUGUAGAGACGACGACAAUUGCCAAGAAAGACGCAUUGAGUUUCUUUGAAUCGAUGUCCAAAGACAGCGAAUUGACACCGAAAGGCCCCAAAGCCAUGAUCAAGCUCACGGAAGAAGACAAAGAUGGAAACUAUGAUGUCAAGGUGGACAAACUAACGAAAAAUUACGAACGAUCGACUAAAUUUGAAGAGGUUAAAAAACCAGUUCCUGAAGCCCCUGCUAAAAAAUCUGUUCAGGAUAUUUCUCAUAAGUUUGAAACUCCAGUAAUAACUAAAGGCGUUGAUAAUGUUAUGAUUGAUUUUCCCUACGACGAUUAUAAAUUGCCGGCUCUUAAUAUUCAGAGAACUGUUCUUGAAGACACAACAGCAUCGGGUUCUCCUAUUCAUGGUACGUUAACUAUUUCCCGGCUUGUUGCUCAGUCUGAGAGCGCUGAAAAAAUGUUAUCAGGUUUUAAUCUCGUGCCAGAGCCUCCGCCAGAAAUUGGCUACAUGCCAAAGUCCGAGGAAGAAGUUAAAAAAGGAAUAGAUGUAUCAUCAAAAGCAAAACAACUUCAGGAAUUCCAUAAAAAAUCCGUUGAUGCUCCGAUUGGUGGCGUUAAAAUUUUCCCAAGCGCUCCGCCAGUUAAAUCUCAAGUUUCUCAAGUUAAAGAAACUAAACCAACGACUUGUAUUCCGCCGCCGUUUGAACUCAGUGAGUCGAAAGAAUUUUCUAAAAAAGAAGUUGUCGAAGAGUGUUGUAUUAAAAAAGAUAUACAUAGAAAAGAAGAUAUAAAAGUGUCGACAGCCAGCCCAGCGCCUUUGUCGCCGCCAAAAACUGAGCAAACAGACAAGUGGUGGUCAUCAACGUCUGACUUGGAGACACGUUCUCAUAUAUCAACAGAUUUAUCAGACUACCGGUGUCAAUCUGGUGCUUCUAGUCAGUUUGAAGGUCGUCCGUCUUCACCAAAACCAUCAGCAGACGGCAUUGCAAUGGAGAAAUACUGGGCUAAAUCAAAGACCACUGAAGCUAAUAGAAAAUCUUGGCCACCGCAAGCUGCUGGUAAAGAGACGACUAAAACUUUUACUAAACGUGAGGAAUGGAAAGAACCUGAGGUUGGUUACAAAACCUCUACGCACGAGAAUAGGGACGAAGUUGAAGAGAUUCCUGGCGGAGGAAUCACUAAAACUCAUAUUGAGUCUACCAGCAGUUUGGAAACUCGAUCAUGGAGUACACGUGAGAAUCAAAUACAGCAGACAACUAUUGAAAAACCUACUCCACCACCUCCAAAGCCUAUUAUUAAACCAGUAAGAGUUCCUUCACCGCCACCGAAACCAGCUCCAGCACCAGCACCAGUGACAAUGUACAAAGCUGAAACAACCAAAGUUGAUCAUAUUGUAAAUUCCGUUCAAGAGAAAUCUAUCAUGGAAAAAUAUUCAUCUGAGUGUGAGUUCAAUAAGACAGAGUCAAUGGAAAAAAUGAGUUCUUAUGAAGAAUUAAAAGCGCCGGGAUUAGUUAAAGCUAUUUCACCGAAACCAGUCGUUCAACUUUAUCAUCCUGCUGGAGAUGCUCCAAAACCAGAGCCGAUCAAAACGUUCCAAGAGUCAAAGUCGAUGUUCAAAGGUACUUUGGCUACAGCUCCAAAACGUCCGGUUGUUCAGCUUUAUCAUCCGUCAACGGAGACACCAAGAGAGCCGACAAUUAUUUUAGAACCAGGUCCACCACCAGAGAUGGGUUAUGCUCCACCGCCUCCAAUGUGCGAGAGAAAAAUGGAAUGCUUUGAAAAAACAAUGGAAAUGUCAGUUCACUCGCACAAGAAAGAAGAUGCGCCUCCGAUUCCUCCAAAAGAUGCGAGGAAAACUCCACCGCCUCUUCCAGCCAAAAAAGUGGAGCCAUUCACCUGUCCUCGAAUGUGUACUGCACCAGCGCCUUCUACUUUUGCCAGAGGUCAAUUUAUUGAGUCGGACUACGAAUCCGACUUCGAGUCAUGCAAAUCUAAAUGGCGAGUUUGUGAAAGUGAAAACGAUGAGCCUAAAUACAGAAAAGUCCAAGCACCAACACCAAGACAACCCAGGCCUAGAUCAACUGAGCCCGGACCAUUGCCUCCAUCUAGCUUUGAAAUACCGCCUCCAGAAUUAACUGGACCACCUAGACCUUGUGUCACUCCUGAUUAUUCAACUGAACACACAGCAUCAACUACCAACAAAAAAACCAGCUCAAUGAUGAGUAGACACGAGAGAAGUGCUAAGCAACAGCAGCAUUACCAAAAUCAAGGUUUCCCUCAGGACACUGCUGUCAAUCUUCCUAAGCCAGGAUCUCCGCCGAUCUUUGUCCACCCAAAAACUACUCCCGAGCCUCCGAAAUCCAAGACCAGAACUUUCCAGCAGGAGAGCGGGUACAUGGCUGAUACUGAUGAACCAUUUUAUCAACGAGAAGCAAAUACUGUUAUUCAAAAAACUUGCGGCAAAAAUGACGGCUCUUCAAUGUCAUCGAGUUCUUACGAAUCAAAACAAUUUAUGGAGAGCAAAACUUUCAUGAGCUCGUCGUCAAACCAACGGAGAGAAGAAUCAUCUUCUUCAUUUUCAUCUUGUCCGACUGUUCAAACUCCAGCUUCUAAAGCGCAAAUGCAACGAAGUUGCUACGAAAAAUCAUACAUGUCUUCUGCACCAACGAACACUACUAGAUCGUUUAAAAAUGACAAGGAAGAAACAAAUUAUUCCUGGUCGCAAAAUCAAAAAUUAAAUUCAGCUCCUAGUCCAUCCAGAUUCGCACGCGGCGAAUUUAGAGAAAGUGACUACGAGAGUGAUUAUGAAGGACGUAUUCCACCGCUAUGGAAACCCCGCGGUGAAUCAGAUAUCGAGGAUCAUUCAUAUAAAUCCGUUAAAUCAAAUUUGACAGGAAAACCGAUGAAACCGCAACCCGAAGUCGCGGUACCGCAGUCAUCGUGUAUGGCGAAGAAGAUGGAGUUUGAAAAAAUGGAGAGAGAAAAUAGUUGUGUUAAAAAAGAUGAUAAAAAAACACAAGUGUCACCGCCAAAGCCAAUCCCGAUGCGUCAAAAAUCUGUUUUACUGCCGGGAUCACCACCUGAGAUAGGCUUUGAACCACCACGGCCUCAUUCAUUUUACGAGGGACAUUCUGGAGUCCCGUCUUACCACAACUCUGGAACUGUUGGUACUGAGUUGAAAAAGACUGUGAGGAUGGACGAGUCGACUGAGACUAGUCGGCGAAUUGUUACCGUCGAGCAAACAAGUCGGGUUAUUAAAUUCGGUGAUGAUCAGAACUUUAAUCAUCAACAACACCAUCAGCAUCAGCAACAUCAUCAGCAACAUCAUCCUCAAUCAGUUUUCAGAGUACCAACACCCAAGAAAUUUAUUCAAGGUCACUUUAGAGAAUCAGAUUACGAGAGUGACGCAGACAUUGGAAGAAUAAGACCUAAAUGGACACCAGCUGAAAGUGAUACUGAUGAUCCGCAGUAUCGUAAAGUCCAGCCACCGAGAGCCUCAAGUCUCCCUCCGCCUCGUGAACCCGGUGAGAGAGUUGUCACUCCGAUGGAAUUUGAUCACCCGCCUGUGAUAAUUUCGGAGUCGCAAACAUACGAGGAGCAUUUGCGUCAGCUUCAACGGGAGAGUGAGAAAUUGAAACGGGAGAACCGUAAGAGCUACGAUUGCUCUACAUUGCCUUUUGAUAACAAAAAACAAGAAAGCAAAAAGAUAAUUGAUAAUCUCACUGAUUUCGCGGCACCACAAUACGGAUAUAUUAGUAACCGUGACAUGAAGAAUGCUGCUAAUCACGUAGCUUCGAAGCACAUGACGGACAUGACAAGCAGCUUCAAGGCUAAAACCGAAAAAUUCGUCAAAGACAUCCAGUCUGAUCUCAAGCACCAGAGCAAGCCAAUUCUCAAACACCCUCAGGAUAAGCAACACCAUCAGGAUACUGAUGAUUCUCAAGCUUAUCGGGAAGAAAAACGGAUGUCACAAUAUGGAACGAAACACAUCGAUCCGGACACCGGAUUGAUCUACUUCAAGUACGACUUUGGCUACGAGUUUGGUAUCGUACUGCCGGGUGAAAGCAAGAAGACCAUUGCCAGUAGUAACAAAACAAUCCAAGGUCAACGACGUCCCAGUGAUAUUGACGUACCGAUUUCCCACGAGUUUACAACAACAAAUCGUCAGGAGAAUGGAUUCACUCGCACGCCUUGGCAGUCCAAUAACAAUCACCAGCAAAAAAAUUACACCCCAAGUAAAUUUACCAGCGGGUCCAAGACUGUCAAGUGGGAACCAACAUCCGAGAGCGAAUUUUCCGAAGCUGAGGACUCUAUUCGACGAAAAAAACGUGGAGUUAUCCCUCCACCGCCGAGUUUAUUGAUACCGCAGAGUCCCAGCUCGCCUAGAUGGGAUCCAACAACACCAUCGCCGAUGUCGCUCAGCCCCAGUCUUCCCAGCUUCUCGCCUAGACACUCGAGCGCUACUACAGGACCACCAAGCAACGUUGACUCCUUCGCAGAAUCACCCUGGCCUAGUACCAACGGAGUCUCGGGUCCAAAAGAAAUUAUACAGCCUUAUUUAGAUAUUUUACCAAAGAAAGCUCCACUUUUUAUUACGCCACUGCGAGAUAUCGCUGUCGUAAGCGGCCAGACAGCAAGAUUUGAGUGCAUCGUUCAAGCAGAACCGCAGCCCAAUAUCCUGUGGUCCAAAGACGGAAGAAUCGUCGAAAACUCAGUUAACUAUGAAGUUUAUUACAGGAACGGAGUUUGUCGUCUUGUUAUACCCAGUGCCUGUCCAUCUGACGCUGGCACGUAUGUUUGUACUGCAACAAACAGUCUCGGUUCAACGGCAACAUCAUCAUCACUCCAAGUCCCAGGUAAUAGACGAUCUAUCUACGGCACUAAGUAAUGGACACAUGGUUUAUUGGGUCUCCAGAAUUAAAAAAAAAUUAGUUAUGGUGUUGGUGGUGGUGGAGUUUAAAAUGAAGCUUUCUUGUAUAUCUAUACCUACUUUCAAUUAUCUAAAAAAAAGAUCCAAGGAUACAAAUAAAAUGAUUAUUUUUCCGAUUAUAUCAAAUACUUUCGCUAAAAAAAAAUUCUUCGCUUAUGUAGACGAUAAAUUUUUCUUUAUGUAGAGAAUGCGCCUGUUUUUCCGUAUACUUUCUUUAAUUAUUUCAAAAUUUAUGCUUUGAUGGAUGGUUAAAUGUGAAUGAAAGUAAAUCUUGAAGUAGAUACACUAACUUUAAAUAAAUAAAUAAAUAAAUAAAUAAAUAAAAUAAACUAUCCUCUGGGAUUUAUAAAUGAAAUUUUUUAUAAGUAAAAAUAAUUACCGUCGUACUUAAAUCUGCGUGAUUAAAAUAUUAAUAAUUACAAUUAUUUGUUCUCUUUAUCGCUUGUUUUAAUUUAUUUAUCAAUAUAUUUCUCGAUAAAUAACAUAAAAACUAGCGAAAAAAAUGCUUAAGACACUUGAUUUUUAACAGAUGUGAUUAAAAAUAUACAAUAAUAAUUAUCUAGUCAUAACUGCGCACACAGUUAAAAAAUAAUAAUUAAAAAUAAAACAAAGUAACGAUUUAAUAAAAGCUGUAAUCUUUAAAUCUUCGUUACUGUUAUGUAAAUAAAUGUGUGCUUACUUUGCAAAAAUAUUAUUGGG
Molecule: messenger RNA, 13289 nt
Organism: Microplitis mediator
Lineage: Eukaryota; Metazoa; Arthropoda; Insecta; Hymenoptera; Braconidae
Product: muscle M-line assembly protein unc-89
Exons: 31
Coding region: 393-12548 (4051 amino acids)
Source: RefSeq, a predicted model, not a curated record